AUGGAUCUCCAGGAGACGCAGCGUCUCCUUUCCGAACAUCUAAGCAACCUUGCCGACCUAUUUCACCGCGUGCCAGGCUCCGCAAUCUUCCUCCGCUAUGUGAAAUCAAGCUAUCAAGAUGACCCCGUCCGUUCCGCCGUCGAACUCUUCCUGUUCCUCUUCGCUGUCCGAUACUUGCUCGCUCCGAAGUACUCAACCAAGCCCGGCGUCGUACCGCUGACGGAAGAUGAGAUUGAUGAUCUCGUCGACGAAUGGAUUCCGGAACCCCUCGUCGGAAACCCGACAAGUCUUGACGAAAUGGAAGUAGACAAGCGCACUGUGAUCGUCGGCCCCGUAGGCCCCAAGUCCAAGCUCUCCAACGGCCGCACAGUCACGAAUCUUGGCUCCUUCAACUUCUACAACUUCAACACGAACGAGUCCCUCAAGGAACAAGCCAUUCAGACACUGCGCGCGUACGGUGUCGGGCCCUGUGGUCCACGUGGAUUCUAUGGUACACAGGAUGUGCACAUGAAGACCGAAGACGACGUCUCCGCCUUCCUGGGAACAGCCGCUUGCAUUAUCUAUUCCCAGGCGUUCUCGACUAUUUCUAGUGUUAUUCCCGCUUUCUCGAAGCGUGGUGAUAUCAUCGUUGCUGAUAAGGGUGUUUCUUUUGCUAUUCGAAAGGGUAUCCAGAUUUCCCGAAGCAUUGUGAGAUGGUAUGAGCAUAAUGAUAUGGAGGAUCUGGAGCGCGUCCUGGCCAAGGUUACCAAGGAGCAGGCGCGCAAGCCAUUGACUCGGAGGUUCAUUAUCACCGAGGGACUGUUUGAGUCUUAUGGAGACAUGGCUGAUUUGCCCAAAAUUAUUGAGUUGAGACUCAAAUACAAGUUCCGUUUGAUUCUUGACGAGACAUGGUCUUUUGGCGUUCUUGGUCGUACCGGUCGUGGUAUCACUGAGCACCAGAAUGUCGAUGCCGCUGAGGUUGAUAUGAUUGUGGGAUCGCUGGCUGGUCCCCUUGUUGCCGGUGGUGGCUUCUGUGCUGGUUCAGAGGAGAUCGUUCACCACCAGCGGAUUUCUGCUGCUGCUUAUACUUUCUCCGCUGCGCUUCCGGCUCUGCUGUCUACUACUGCUAGUGCCACUAUCAACAUCCUUCAGAACAGCCCCGAGACUGUCACCCAACUUCGGGAUCUUACUAAGGCCAUGCGUGCUCAGCUUGAUCCUCGCAGUGACUGGGUUUACUGCUCCAGCGUCCCUGAGAACCCAAUUCUCAUCUUGGUUCUCAAGCCCGAGGUUGUUGCCUCUAAGAGGCUCACGGAUACUGAUCAGCAAUUCUUGCUUCAGGAUAUCGUUGAUGAGUGUCUCGCCAACAGUGUUCUCAUCACACGCCUGAAAACUCUCGAAGACAACUUCGAGCCCAAGCAGGUCGUCUUUCCUGCUCUGAAGGUGUGCGUUACCACCGGCCUCACAAAGAAAGAGAUCGAAAAAUCAGGCACAAUCAUCCGGCACGCCAUUACUAAAGUGAUGAGCAAGAGGAAGUAG
Penicillium nucicola is the source of this 1515-nucleotide messenger RNA. It is a transcript of the gene lcbA, whose product is annotated as serine C-palmitoyltransferase subunit lcbA. Gene Ontology annotation, cellular component: endoplasmic reticulum. The record is from RefSeq and is a predicted model, not a curated record. Gene Ontology annotation, biological process: ceramide biosynthetic process; sphingosine biosynthetic process. The coding region runs from base 1 to 1515 and encodes 504 amino acids. Lineage: Eukaryota; Fungi; Ascomycota; Eurotiomycetes; Eurotiales; Aspergillaceae. The transcript is spliced from 4 exons. Gene Ontology annotation, molecular function: pyridoxal phosphate binding; serine C-palmitoyltransferase activity.